Messenger RNA from Diatraea saccharalis (sugarcane borer), 1476 nucleotides. Lineage: Eukaryota; Metazoa; Arthropoda; Insecta; Lepidoptera; Crambidae. The record is from the annotation of a GenBank genome assembly.
AUGGCGUUUCCCGCCAACUUUGACAGCGGGGCGCCGGCGCAUCAAUUAUCGGCGACGCGACUCCUCAGCUCACCUGAUCCGUCGCGGCACCAUCUCGAUGAACAAAAUGAAGUGUACCCAUUCACAGAAGACUACGGGUCGCGGAACGGUGCGCUACGGUGGGGCUCCCGCUUCGGUCCCGCCUACAGACCUUCGACCGGAGUCCUAGACUGCUUCAAUUUGUGCACAGCGAGAAUUGACCAAUAUCUCGCCAGGAGAAAGAUCGAGCGCGGUGUACGCUUAUAUAACUCCAAUGAGCAGCAACAAGCGGUAAAAGUAUGGCUGUCCGCGCUCCGAGGUGUUCGGCACCGAAGCGACAAAUUCUCUCUACUCGGGCACUUAUACCAAGCAUACAUGGACUUUGGAAAAUACAGGCACGUACUUAAAAUAAUCAACGCUAUUAACAAGCUGGAAUCGUUAGAGUUUGCGAAGAGUCAGCUAAGCAUAUCAGAGGAGCUGGAUUCGGCACCGAUGCGCGCUGAGGCGUAUCUCAAUCUAGCGAGGGCACAUCAGACACUGGGCAGCUUAGACAGAGCUCUUUCAUACGCUCGGCACGCGUUGUACAACGAUUGCGGUGGCGGUUCCACUGCCGGCUGCGUUCAUCUCACGGUCGCUGGUGUCAGUCUAGAGCUAGGCGCCUUCUCCAAAGCUAUGGAUGGAUUCCAGAAAGCAUUAGCCGCUGCGCAAGUUCAUAACGAUAACACACUUCUGUUGCAGGCGAGUUAUGUGUACGUAGGUCUUUCGGAACUAUGGCGUCGUCUCCGCGAUUGCGAGCGUGCAGUUGCGUGCGCGGCGCGCGCAUGUGACUUGGGCAGAGGUCCGCGCGCUGCCGACCUGAACACUCGCCACCAUCGCACUGCGUUACUGCAAAUGGCGGCUGCGUUACGCGCCAGGGGAGAACUGGGGGAUGCGCACGACUACUGCAAUGUGAGUUACGUGUAGACUGAUAUACCCUAACGCCACAGUACGGCCGGCCUUUUUUUCAACGCUAGGAAAUGAAAUACACAUACUCGUUUCCCCCUGCAAGAGGUCCACGAGUUAUGCAGGACCUACCCUAAGAAUGGGGGCUAGCCAAAUAGCAGAGGAAUACCCACUAAAGCCUAGCGAUGUUCGAACGAGCACACGAGCGAAGCACGGUGCGGGUCCCGAUCCCUGGUCACGUAUUUCACACGUAUUACGACCUGCGCCACCUGAGUGAGAGCUAGAUAUCCUAGCCACUAGACCAUAUACAGUAGGCCCGGGCCUAGGGCAGCCAGAUAUUUGGGGGUUUAAAUGAUAAAAUGCUGGGUGUUGUUAAUUGUAUCUUCACUUAUUUAUCAGAAACAAGCUUUUAAAUAAAUAAAGGGUACUGUUCUGAGAUAAGAAUGGAAUAAAACUCCUAUUUCUAUAAAAUCUCUAUAAGGUUUGCAAUAAUUGUAACAAAAAACAAACUCAUGA